UUUCCAGUACGCUGCGCCCUAUACCCGCUGACGCUUGUGAAGACACAGAUACAGCUGCAACGUAAGAAGGAGGCCUACAGCGGAGUCGCCGACGCCAUCUCCAAGAUAUACAGACAUGAAGGCGUCUCUGGCUUGUACCGGGGCUUCUGGCUGUCCAGUUUUCAGAUAAUUUCGGGUGUAUUCUACAUCUCCACAUAUGAGGGGGUACGGCACGAAUUAGGAAAAUAUGACGUUAGCCCCAAACUAAAAUCGUUCAUAGGUGGCGGUUGCGCGUCGCUCGUAGGACAGACCAUCAUUGUACCUUUCGAUGUGCUCAGCCAACACCUGAUGGUGCUGGGGCUGAUCAGGGGACGCGCCGGCGGCAGCAGGAACCCUAAAAUCAACCCACUAGGUUUAAACCUAGACGCGCGAUUAUCGAAAUCACAGCUAGCCCGCGAAGUAGCGCGACGGGUAUACCAGCAACAUGGGGUACUUGGGUACUACCGCGGCUACCUCGCCUCUCUUGCCGCAUACGUACCUAACUCAGCGCUAUGGUGGGCGCUAUACACAGCUUAUCAAGACGAGCUGUUAAAGAUAUGUCCGUCGUGGGUGUCGCACCUGCUCAUACAGUGCGUGGCGGGCACGCUAGGCGGCUUCACGACCACCAUCCUCACCAACCCGCUCGACAUCGUUCGAGCUAGAUUACAGGUAGAAGGCGUCGGCACAAUGCGACAUGUAUUCAAAGACCUCUGGGCCGAAGAGGGUCUGUGGGGCCUCUACGCGAAAGGUCUCUCAGCGCGACUGUUGCAGUCGGCGUGUUUCUCAUCCUCCAUCAUACUCGGCUACGAAACCAUCAAGCGACUGGCGCUGGCCGACCAGUACCGCGCGCACGUGCGCUGGUAAUAAACAACAACACACA
Molecule: messenger RNA, 898 nt
Organism: Leguminivora glycinivorella
Lineage: Eukaryota; Metazoa; Arthropoda; Insecta; Lepidoptera; Tortricidae
Product: solute carrier family 25 member 44
Exons: 6
Biological process (GO): branched-chain amino acid catabolic process
Cellular component (GO): mitochondrion
Molecular function (GO): branched-chain amino acid transmembrane transporter activity
Source: RefSeq, a predicted model, not a curated record